UAUGCUAAACUGGAGUACGAAUCUGUUACGGACACAUAUGAACAUGUAGGCUCCGCUAUGAAGUUCCUACAGCUAAUGCAGUAUCUGGAAGUUAUGCAUCCAAUGUUUGGAUAUACUAAGGGUGGUGUGUUGGUACCAUUUUUGCAAACAAGUGGUCGUGCAUUUGUAUUGUUUGUAAUGAUAGAGGCUGAACCCAGAAUGCAGACGAAACCUGUUGUGUUCUAUUUGUUCUUAAUAUGGGGUCUAAUUGAAGUUGUCAGGUAUCCAUUCUACAUAACUCAGAUAUACAAGAAAGAGAUUUAUUUACUGACAUGGUUACGCUACACUCUAUGGAUACCACUCUAUCCAUUAGGAAUACUCUGUGAAUCCAUUGUUAUUCUACGCAAUAUCCCAUACUUUGAAGAGACACAGAAGUUUUCAGUAUCAAUGCCUAAUGAAUGGAACUUUGCAUUCCAUUUACCCUCUUUAAUGAGAGUAUAUCUUUUAGUUUUGACAUUCCCCGGAAUGUUUUUCGUUAUGAGUCACAUGCAUAAACUAAGAACGGUUAAACUUAAACCAAAGGUAAUUAUAAAGAAAUCUAAGUAAAUGUUAAAUAUAUCGGUGGUAUGCAAUUUUCUGAUUUGGUUAUUUAAAUUUUUAUGUAAUAUUCAAUUGAUUACAUCAAGAAGCAUAAAUCUAUUUGGCAUAAACAAUUCUGUGUUUUUCACAGAUACCAAAGUUUGUGUGUGUAUUUUGUUUAUGUAUUCUUAAAUUUAAUCAUUUCAUAACAUGGGGAAAUGGUUCAGUUAACUGUGUGAUUUUUUUUUUAGUAAAUAAAAUUAAUUUGUUUAAUCUGUGGUUUGUGCAUUUAAAUCAAAGACAUUAUGUCUUCAAUUAUAGGUGACUUUUUUUAAAAUAUUAUUCAAUUCCGGACAGUGCAAUUAACAAUAUUAAAAGAACAAAUCUUUUAGUUUAAUCUUAAUAAAUAUUUGAAACUGUAAUUAUGAUGAGCUUACAGAAAUGUGUUUCUAAGUUUUCUAAAAGUGUAUUUGAAUUUUAAUUGUAAACAUGUGUUUCCACUGCCAGAACAUCUGUACAAAACUCUUUCAUAUGCUAU
Papilio xuthus (Asian swallowtail) is the source of this 1096-nucleotide messenger RNA. Its product is annotated as very-long-chain (3R)-3-hydroxyacyl-CoA dehydratase-like. NCBI's taxonomy places the organism in Eukaryota, Metazoa, Arthropoda, Insecta, Lepidoptera, Papilionidae. Gene Ontology annotation, cellular component: endoplasmic reticulum membrane. Gene Ontology annotation, molecular function: 3-hydroxyacyl-CoA dehydratase activity. The annotation marks the transcript as partial. The record is from RefSeq and is a predicted model, not a curated record. The transcript has 3 exons. Gene Ontology annotation, biological process: fatty acid elongation; very long-chain fatty acid biosynthetic process; sphingolipid biosynthetic process.